AUGAAUGAAAAAUCAGAAGUAAUUGAAGUUGAUGAAUAUGAUUCUAAACGUAGAAAAGCUUUAGAGGAAAUCGAUAAUGCCAAAUUUGGAUGGUUUCAUAUUAGAACUUGCAUAGUAGCUGGUGUAGGAUUCUUUGCCGAUGCCUACGAUCUUUUUGCUAUAAAUAUUGUGUCCGUUAUGUUGGCUUAUGUUUACUUCAACACCUCUUCUCUUCCGUCGAAUAUUGAUAUAGGUGUAAAAGUUAGUGCACCGGUGGGUACUUUGGUAGGUCAAUUCGCGUUCGGUAUAUUAGCUGAUCACUAUGGACGUAAGAAGAUGUAUGGUAUUGAAUUGAUGAUUAUCAUAGUUGCUACAAUGGCAUCUGCUCUUGCGGCAUCCAGCUAUGUAGUAUCUUUCAAUGGAAUUCUCAUCUUUUGGAGAAUUAUUUUGGGUAUCGGUAUUGGCGGAGAUUACCCUUUAUCCGCAAUUAUUACUAGUGAAUACGCCACCACAAAAAGAAGAGGUGCAAUGGUUGCAGCAGUUUUCGCUAUGCAGGGUUUUGGUAUCCUGUCAGCAGCCAUCGUAUCAGUUAUUACUUUAGCUUGUUUCAAGUCAUCUAUUUUAGAUAAUCAUACAAAUAUUGAUUAUGUUUGGAGAAUUGUUUUGGGUAUGGGUGCUGUUCCUGGCGUAAUUGCUCUUUACUUUCGUCUUACCAUUCCAGAAACUCCCCGAUAUACUAUGGAUGUUGAACUUAACAUUGAUCAAGCAGCUAAAGAUAUUACUGAUGUAUUAGAAACUGGUGGUUAUGAAGAGCGUGAUAAUACUCAACCAUUUGUUCAAGUCGAUGCUCCUAAAGCUUCUUGGAGUGAUUUUAAGAAAUAUUUUAGUAAAUGGGAAAAUGGAAAAAUUUUACUUGGAACUUCUUUGACUUGGUUUUUCCUUGAUGUGGCUUUUUACGGAAUCGGAUUAAAUAAUUCUUUUAUAUUGGAAAAAAUUGGUUAUGGUAAAGGUACUCCAUUCCAAACUUUAUGGAAUAUCUCAAUUGGUAACAUUAUAAUAAAUUUAUUGGGUACCGUUCCUGGAUAUUGGUUUACCGUUGCUUUAGUGGAUUCAUGGGGUCGAAAGCCUAUACAACUUAUGGGCUUUACAGCUCUUACCGCAUUAUUCAUUGUUCUCGGAUUUGGUUUUAACCCAAUUAAAGAUAAAUCUAUACCUCUUUUCAUUUUCUUUAUGAACUUUGGACCCAAUGCAACAACAUUUAUUGUUCCCGGUGAAGUUUUCCCUACCCGUUAUCGAUCAACUGGUCACGGUAUUAGUGCAGCAUCAGGAAAAUUAGGAGCUAUUAUUGCUCAAGUAGGAUUUGGUGCAUUAAAAGAUAGAGGAGGAGCAAAAGGCUCUAAUGCUUUUCUACCUCAACUAUUACAGAUUUUUGCUGCUUUCAUGUUUGCUGGUUUAUUAUUCACUUUCUUAAUUCCUGAAACGAAAGGAAAAACUUUAGAAGAAUUAUCAAAUGAAGAUCAACAUGAUUUUGUAAGAAAAAGAACAAAGGUGAAAGAUACUUUAUAA
Molecule: messenger RNA, 1545 nt
Organism: Diversispora eburnea
Lineage: Eukaryota; Fungi; Glomeromycota; Glomeromycetes; Diversisporales; Diversisporaceae
Source: the annotation of a GenBank genome assembly